Fonsecaea multimorphosa CBS 102226 is the source of this 5880-nucleotide messenger RNA. RefSeq lists its product as uncharacterized. The record is from RefSeq and is a predicted model, not a curated record. The transcript has 2 exons. Lineage: Eukaryota; Fungi; Ascomycota; Eurotiomycetes; Chaetothyriales; Herpotrichiellaceae. Gene Ontology annotation, biological process: proteasomal ubiquitin-independent protein catabolic process. Gene Ontology annotation, cellular component: cytosol; nucleus. The coding region runs from base 1 to 5880 and encodes 1959 amino acids. Gene Ontology annotation, molecular function: proteasome binding; peptidase activator activity.
AUGGAAACCCCCAAGCAUCAUAUGGAAGAGUUGGUCAACGGUGGCAGCCAUGCCAAACAUGGCUCGGAGAUCUCAAGAGCCACUUCUCCGGCCGGAACCAUCACCAUGCAGGACGGACAUGCGAACGACGCUGAGAGUCAGACCAAGCGCAACAGACCGCGAACAUAUCCUUACUUUUCCACCUUACCAUACCCCGUGGAAGAUGAGGCUAAGAGACAGGAAGACCUGGCAGAGAUAUUCAAACAUCUUUAUAUUGCCAUCCAGGCUAGCGACUUCACUCCGGGUGCGGUGCAUUGGACCAGGGAACUGCGCAGCUGGCUCUCUCUGAAGUUCGAUCCCACCAAGAAACAGCGUGUGGAGCUCGUCAGACUUUAUUAUGAACUCGCUCUCGCCCCUGGGAUUGAUCCCGGCGUGGGCGAGCGCUUCGCUAGCAUGUUCAUGUUACUGACCAAACGAAAACACUACUUGCGACCCUUGAUCGAUCUAACCCUCGACUGGCGACCGCUCUUCCGAGAGAUCAAAGUAUUCGUGCUACCAAGCGAGUCGGGCCUGAUGCAGACAACAAACCUCAAGAGGAAUAUCAAGACACUCAUUAAGAUCAGUUCAUUCGCCCAACUAUAUUUUGAUCCGGAGGACAUCCCGGCUAUGCUAGAAGAAAUCCUGCCUCAUUUCACAAUGUCUUCAACCGAGGGCGCGUUUGUGGUGAUAGGACUGCUCAAUAUGUUGCUGCCAACAGGACCUCCACCGCCAAAUCGUUCGGAUUUGAACCCCCAGCACUUUCUUCCCACCUUCUUCCACCUCUGGUCCUUGGUAAACCGUUCCCGAACAGUCGAUGUCGCUCUUGUCGAUCUUCUCUCGCGCCUGGCCCGGGAUUCGCUGCCUAGUAAACAAGUCGAGUUCUCCGAGUUUGGGAUCUUCACUGCCGAGCAGUCGACGCUGAUUACAACGGCAGUCCUGAGGUUACUGGAGAUUCCUGUAGGGCAAUCCACCUCGCCCUACAGUGCUCUGGUGGACAUAACAGCGGGCAUGGGAUUUCUACUGGAUCGUGAUUCGCGCAAGCACCCUGUUUCCCACCACAUUGCUCGCUGGUUUGUUAUGUCAUUAUCACCAGCCUGUCUGGAAAAGAAGACUUCGGUUCUUUCUCUCCUCGAGACUCUGAUCCAGGCAAUCGAGACAUUCUUUCACCCCUCGAACUCUGGCUCCUGGACUCGAACCUUAGCCCAGCUUGUAUUCUAUCUGGCCGACUUCUUUGUCAUGCGGUGGAACCGGGAACGCAACGGCGAAAUGGACGUCCCACGGGAGCGGAAGCUCAAUGAAGCACUGCGAAAACGAUUUGUCCUUUGCCUGCGAGAAGUCAUCUUCAUGGGCAUUUAUGCCAAGAGCGGAACGGCGAUGAGCUAUUCGUUGUCAACGCUUCAAGCUCUGGCAUUUUUGGAGCCCGACUUGAUCCUUCCUGGUGCUCUCCAACGUAUUUAUCCCUCAAUGCAAGGGCUUGUCGAGGUGCACCGAACAAUCUCGUCUAUACGGUCAUUGCAAAUAUUAGCGAGGACGAUGAUCAGAACCAAGGGUUACCGUUGCCACAUCACGGCUCUGCUUGGUCUUGCUCUGCCUGGCAUCGACGCCAACGAUCUGGACAAGACUCUAUGUACGUUGUCAUUCUUCGCCAAUGUCUGCUACAAUAUACCCUUCGAGGAUCUUUCCAAGGGUAGAGAGGAUGUCCAAGGUAACAUGCUGGCUAUGGAGUGGAUCACAGGGGAGAUGGAGCGCAUGGAGCAGGAAGGUGCCCAUGUCGAAUUGAAUUAUGCCGCCCUCAACGAAAAAGACGAAGAGUUGAUACUUGCCUCGUCCACCGCCGGGUUUGGAGAGUUCGUUACGUCGUUCUUAGGCCGAGUCUUCACUCUUCUUGAAAAUUUGCCGGAUGCUGCGCGAGUCCGAAGUGGCUCUCCGGAAGAGAACAUUGUCAACACGCUGCCGGCAGCUUUUAUGCCCUUGCUAGCAUCUCUCUCAACGGAAUUGUACGACAUGGCAUUGAACAAAAUUGUUGACUUUGUUGCCAACCACGUCAUUCAUCAAUCGAGAGAUGCGAUGGCCUUUAUCUGCAAUUGCUUGUGCAAGGUCGACCCUGAGAAGGCUCUGGCAAAAUUCGUUCCUGUCUUGAUCAGCGCCAUUCGUACGGAAAUCGAUGAGAAUGGUGCCGGCUCGACUAGGAAUGCUGCUUCCGAUGUCCUGCCUCGGGAUAGAGGCUUGGUCUGGAAUAUCAGCAUGCUGAGUAUGUGCGUGGUUCAUGUUGGCUCCGCAGUCCUGAAAUACAAGCAGGAACUCUUCGACAUCGCCGUGUACAUGCAGCAAAAAUGCAAAGGCAUGCCGACUGUGCACGUUUCCAACUAUGUGCACCAUUUGCUGCUAAACCUCACCGUCACUUACACCGCCGACUAUGCUUUGUAUGAACCGGAGAAGGUUAAGAAUGGAAUAACUGCAGAUCUCUGGGGAGUGGCAGAACCACCAUCAACCAUCAAACCAAAAUGGCAUGUUCCAUGCAAAGAAGAGAUUGAUUUUGCUGUAGAAUUGUUCCAGAACCAAGCUGAAAGCGCAGUACAACAUUUGCAACGUCUGAUCGACGGCUCAUCCAGCAUCAAACGCGACGGCAGCGGUAAGGAAUGGUCGGAUGAAGUUUCGAGGAAUCUCGUUCUACUCCGUCUGCUGCUCGCUGGAGUAUCAGUUCUCUUCGAUUCCAAAGGAGUCAAUGAAGGCCUGACCACGACUGCGGCAGGUGUCGAUGCUAACAACGAUACUUCGAUGUCUCAGGCGAAUGGUCAUGCCCCAGAACAAAGUAAUGAUAUUGUUGAGACUGAUGCUUCCCUUGAUGGUACGGACGAGACAUCAAUCAAGCCCUCUUUCCAGUAUCCUGCAGGCGAGCUGCUAAAGCCGGACGAAGCGAACUACAAGCUUCUUCACCAACUCAGACAGAAGAUUGGUCGUAUUCUGCAUGAUGUCCACGUCUUCCUCACUCGAGAAGGAGAAGACGAUGUCUCAUCUUUUGCUCCGCUAUACACGGCCUAUAGAUCAUGGUUCGUUGAUGUUGGUAUCGAGCGCUCGGCUCACGUCCUUGAUCGAGUUACUCGACUUCUACACGCUGACGAGCAGCCGUACAAAGUGAGCGGAGUACGCAAAGACUACCCUCGCUCAAUUCUCGUCCGACGAGCCAAUGUAUACCACACUCAGAGACUCCGGCAUAAUGCUGCACCCAGACCACGGUCAGAGCUCGACGAACAACUUCUACUAGAUCUCAGCGAGUCUGCUGUCUCUCUAUACACCGAAGUCCGUCGCAACGCACAAAGUGCAGGCGAAUCGGCUCUAAAGGUUAUUUUCGGAGCUCGACUUUUCGUCAUCCCGCCCCUCUUAGCAGCUUUCCAGAAAGCGGUUCAUAUGAACGAUUUCCCCCGAAUCAAGGGCGGACUGUUUGCCUUGCUGUUUGGCAGUCUUGCAAAGACGGUGGGCAGACAUUGGAAAUACACACCAGCUGUCAUAAGAACAUUCAUCGAGGCUAGCACUGCCGACAAACCAUCCAUCCAAAAGCUUUGCAGUGGUGGCUUAUUCCAAAUCAUGGACUACGGCCGACCAGGCGAUCGGAUGGCAAUCAUCGACCGUACAGUCGUUGAUCCAUUUGCUCCCGAGGAAGAUGUUGAUGACAAGAUCUCAAAGAAGAAAGCAUUCAUCUUGAGUAAGCGUGCAAACAUUGAGCGCAAGAAGGCAGAACUUGCGGAAGAGCUCAUCGAGCUGACUCGUGUCUCACAUUGGAAGAAAGCCACUCGUGUAGCGACGCUUGUCAUGUCACUAGGGAUGCGUUUCGACACAAUUGCUUCAGACAGCAUGAUUGAUUUGAUAACUGUGGGCACGGUAGAUCCUCAUCCGGGCUUGCGGGGACUGUAUUCCCAAGGGUUGGUGGCUCUAUUCACCAUGACCGACGUGCGAGCUGUGUGCAAUCACGAAUAUGCCAAUUAUAUCCAGGCGAUUCAAGAGUUUCCCGCGAAAGUCAAGGUCGAGACCCGAGCCGGGGAAGAGUCUUGGACCGAAAACUUUUUGAAGGCUUUCUCUCAGCCCGAGGCUGAUGUCUACAUUGACCAUGAUUAUCCUGGUUGGCUUGUGUGGUCGAAAGACAUGCCUGGCUACAAAGCCAACGUGCAGAACGAUAUCAUUUAUGAUGAACUCGAGUGGAAGAAACGAACUGUGAUUGGCAAGCACCUGGAUCGAGAAUGGUUUGUUACUUUUUUCAAGUAUCUCAAGCAAGAGCCUCGAGACCAAUCGGCAGAUAAGUUCCGCAUGGCCAGUGCGGCUAUGUUGACUUAUGCCUUCGAACUGAUUAUCAGAGACGGUCUAGCCGUGGCAACAUUCGAAGACAUCAAAGAAGAAACGCUGGCUGUUUUCGAGGACGGCAGUGACAAGCACCAGCAUCGUGCAACGGCAGAGAUUCUUGGUGGUUUGGUCACGUCAGUCAUGGAUAACUCUAUUGAGCGACGAACCAUGGUAUGGGAGUUCGCGUUCCCUAUUAUUCAACGAGUCUUCUCAGACGGCCUGACCCCAGAGAAUUCCGGCUACUGGACCACUUUCCUCCACAUGAUCCUUCAGGCGCGGGACCCUCGGAGAGCAUGGCCGUUGGUGGAGUGGCUGACAAGCUUCCGUCUCGACAUGGGAUCCAAUGCUGCCUUUAAAGAAAGCUCAAAGAUUCAUCUGCUCCAUCAAGUAAUCCUGGACGCAGGAUGGCACUUCCAGCUUGAAAAGCCCAUCAUGGAGAACUUCCUAGGCCACAUUGAUCAUCCAUACAAGGGCGUUCGAGAAGCUAUGGCCCAAACACUUGCUGCCAUCACCCGUACUCGAUACCAUGAAUCGUACAAGGAUGUCAAGGAACUCCUCGAAGCCCAGAGAAAGGCAGGUCCCAUUGGAACUCAUCCCUAUCUGCCAACCAAAGAAUUUGAUGAGACGAUGAGCGAGGUUUUCCAGCGCUUGGACAAGUGGCGGCAUGAACGCACUCCCGGUCAACAGACCCCUUCGGCUUAUACAUCUGGGAGCAAAACGAUCCUGUUAUGGCUUGACUCCAUGCUCUCGUCGUAUGAGUGCACCCAGUUGCUGAAAUACUUCCCCGACUUGUUCACAGAACAAUUCUUACACAUGAUGGAUGUCAAGGAGGAUCCAGAGUUGCAGUCUUUGGCUUACCACGUCUUUCGACACCUGCCGAACAUUCCUCAUCGAAUAGGAGAAGAUCAAGCGUUGAUCGAAUCAUUGAUCCGCAUAGGAAGGACAUCUCCGUCAUGGCAUCAGCGUCUACGUGUCAUGAUCAAUAUGCAGAUCAUCUUUUUCAGACGUCUGUUCUUGCUGUCCGAGGAAAGUAAGCAGAAGCUAUUCAACUGCGUGGCCGAUAUGCUCGAGGAUACACAGCAUGAGGUGCGAGCGGGCGCUGCCACAACCCUGUCUGGAAUGAUCCGAUGCUCGCCGCUCGAGCUGCGAGAGAGGAUGAUCAUUCAACUGCGGGAUCGAUUCACGCAAAUGCUCGUUGAUAACCCCUUGCCCAAGAAACCGAAGGGCAAACUAGCGGGUCUGUCAUCGGCCCGGACUUCAGGAACCAACACACCUACUCCUGAAGCACAGCGGCUGGUCAUCGUUCGACAUGCAGCGGUGCUCGGUCUAGGCGCACUAAUUCAGGCAUUCCCUUAUUCAAGUCCUCCGCCGGCUUGGAUGCCCGAUGUCCUGGUCACGUUGAGCAGCAAAGCGGCGAACGAUCCAGCUACUGUUGGCAAUAGCGUCAAGAGUAUCAUUAGUGACUUCAAGAAGACGAGGCAGGACACUUGGCAUAUAGAUGUCAAGGUACGUGUUGCAAUGAGAUGA